UCUUUCCAAAAUGCGGCCCUCUUUUCUGAUUCACGAUUUCAAUACAAAAGCGGAAAGGCAAAGCAAUAAAAACUCCACCCUACAUAAGCGAAUUUUCAUUCCGUUCAUCUCAAUUUCUCAUUUCUCAAUCGUCGUUAUCUCUCCCUCUCUCUCUCUCUCUCUGUCUCUCAUCAAUACACACUCACGCCUCACGCGCGAUUCUUUGAAUUUAGGUUGUCUAGUAUUGGUGAAUUGUCGUGUCAUCGGUUUCGGCUGGGGAUUCGGACUGUCAGUGGUUUUUGUUUUGUGAAUUACUGUGGUUUAUAGCUUUUCUUUUGGGGGUUUACUAAAUUCUUUAUUUUGAUCGUCGAGUGAUGGAGUCGCCGGAGAGGGGGAGGCCGGUGGCCGGAAUCGCUCUGGAGUUUCCGGCGAGCGACGGGGUUUUGUCGUGCUCGCCGCCGACUAUUCCGACCUGGCUCCGUAGGCGUCUGUCGGAGCCGAAAACACCGCCGCCUUCUACCGUUGAGGAAAUUCAGGCCAAACUUCGCGAAGCUGAUCUUCGGCGACAGAAGUUCUAUGAGAAUUUAGCAAGUAAAGCUAGGCCAAAGGUCCGAAGCCCUUCACGGUCUUCAUCUACUGAAGAUGAUCUUGGGCAGCGCCUAGAGGCUAAGCUCCUAGCUGCUGAAGAGAAAAGAUUGAGCAUCCUUGCAAAUGCUCAGAUGCGCCUUGCAAAACUUGAUGAACUGCGGCAAGCUGCUAAAAGUCAGGUGGAAAUGCGCUUCAAGAAGGAACGAGCUGAGUUGGGUUCCAAGGUUGAAAUGCGUGUUCAACAAGCAGAGGCCAAUAGACUGCAUAUCCUUCGGGCUAAUAGGCAAAGGAGGGCCACUCUUAGGGAGAGGACAUCUCAGUCUCUAAUGAGGCGAAUAUCUCGGGAGAGCAAGUACAAAGAACGAGUUUGUGCUGCAAUGUGCCAAAAGCGUGCAGAGGCUGAGAAAAAGCGACUGAGUUUACUAGAAGCAGAGAAGAGGCGAGCUCAUGCUAGAGGCUUAAAGGUGCAAACGGUGGCUAGCUCUGUUUCUCAGCAGCGAGAGAUCGAGAGAAGUGAACUGAAGAGUAAACUGGAAGACAGAUUGCAAAAGGCAAGGAGAUUGAGAGCAGAGUAUUUAAAGCAGAGAGGAAGACAAUAUAAUGCUGUUCUCUGUAGUUGGGAAACCAUUCAUGAGCAGGCUGACAUCCUUGCCAAAAAAUUACCUAGGUUCUGGAGGAAUUUCAAAAAGGUGAGAAAGACGACUGCAUAUCUUUCAAAAGCUUAUAGUGACUUGGAUAUUAAUGAGAGAUCAGUGAAGUCUAUGCCAUUUGAGCAGUUUGCGCUUCUUAUUCAGUCACCUGAUACUCUUCAUACAGCUAAAGCUUUGCUAGAUCGUCUUGAGAUUCGCCAUAGAUUAUCCCAAUCCUCUGCUAACCUAUCUGGUUUCGAUGACAUUGAUCACCUGCUCAAGCGGGUUGCUUCCCCAAAAAAGAAACUAGGAUCCAGAAAAGCUGUCUCGAGCAGAAUGCAAAAAGAGACUGCCAAAAGUACUCCUCACUUGUCAAGAUACCAAGUAAGAGUUGUUCUGUGUGCCUACAUGAUACUAGGGCAUCCAGACGCUGUCAUUAGUGGCCGGGGAGAGCGGGAAACAGCUUUGGUCAAUUCUGCUAAGAAAUUUGCGGAGGAGUUUGACUUGCUGAUGAAGAUACUGCUAAAUGGGCCAAUGCAGAUUCCUGAUAAGGAAUCUAACCGUGCAACAUUGUCUCGCAGGACUUUCAGAUUGCAGCUUGCAUCCUUUGAUUCUGCGUGGUGCUCCUUUCUGAAUAGUUUUGUGGUAUGGAAGGCCAAGGAUGCUAGGUCUCUAGAGGAGGAUUUGGUGAGGGCUGCUUGUCGUCUUGAGCUUUCUAUGAUUCAGACUUGCAAGAUGACCCCUGAUGGGGGUAGUGCUCCUCUCUCACAUGACAUGAGAGCUAUUCAAAAACAGGUAGCCGUAGAUCAGAUGCUUUUGAGAGAGAAAGUGCAACACCUGAGUGGAGAUGCUGGUAUCGAGCGCAUGGAAACUGCCAUUUCUGAUAAGCGGACCAAAUUUUUUGAAGCAAGGGAGAACCAGAGCUCAAUUACUCCACCGACUCCACUUAUGUUAUCCCCAAGUCCGGCUUCCUCCUCUUCUCUUGACAGCUCAGAUGAAGCUAGUAACUUGACUGUGGCCCCUCAUAAGGAAAGUUCUGUGGUGCGAUCUUUGUUCAAGGAUGAAGUCGAUGCGAUGGAGGUCGGUUCCUCUUUGUUAACGCAUAGAACCUUGCCGACUUCUAGAGGGAGCUUAGACAUGGAGAAUGCGAGGAUUGUGAAUGAAUAUGUUCAUGGGGCGCAUCUUGCUUUAACUGAUAGCUUCAGUGAUGCUGGCGGAGAUCAAAUCAUGGCAAAUAUAAAAGAGACGAUGGAGAAGGCCUUUUGGGAUGGCAUCAUUGAAUCUGUAAGACAGGAAGAACCUAACUAUAGCCGUGUAGUGGAAUUGAUGGGAGAGGUGAGGGACGAGAUUUGUGCAAUGGCCCCUCAUACCUGGAGACAAGAAAUUAUUGAGGUUAUUGACCUGCAAAUUCUUACUCAGGUGCUGAGUUCAGGAAAAUUAGACAUCAGUUAUUUUGGAAAGAUCCUGGACUAUGCCCUGAUCACCCUGCGAAAGCUAUCAGCUCCAGCUUAUGAAGAUGAACUGAAUAAAAAACACCAGAACUUUAUGAAAGAUCUGGCAGAGACAUUCUGGGCUGGAAAGAGCUCAGAGAACUCACAUAUCAUGGCCUUAAUUAAGGGCUUGCAAUUUGCCCUGGAACAGAUAAAGGAUCUCAAGCAAGAAAUCAGCAAAGCACGCAUCAGAUUGUUGGAGCCAGUCUUGAAGGGACCUGAAGCUUUGUAUUAUAUUGGAAGAGCUUUCACCAAUCGUUAUGGUCAUCCUUCCAAUGCCCGGACUGUUUUGCCCUUGACUGUGAGAUGGCUUUCAUCUACAAGGGAAGGCAAAGACGAGGAGUGGGAGGAGCACAAGAGUCUGGUCUCGGAGUUGAGGAGACAUGAGGUUUCGCCAAGUUAUCUUCCGUCGAUCACUCUUCGAACCGGAGGAAGUGCUUUAAUCAAAGUAGGAGGAAAUCAGACAGAUAAAUCUUCGAUCUCAAGCACUACCAGUUUUAUCGAGACCAUCGAUCCCAAUUUAGAAUGCAAAGGGGAGGAGAUUGAUUUGACGGUGAGGCUAGGCUUGCUGAAGUUGGUAAGCAGGAUUACUGGUUUGACCGAAGUUGAGCUACCAGAAACUAUGUUCCUUAACUUCUCCAGACUGAGAAGCGUACAGUCCCAAGUUCAAAAAAUCAUCGUCAUGGCCACGAGUCUUCUAGUCCUGCGGCAGACUCUAUUGACUCAGCAAAUAGUCAGCAGCCAGACACACAUGGAUACCUUACUUUCCGGCUGUUUUAAACGCCUCUCUGAAUGUCUUGACACUGUCGCAGACGCUGGUAUCCAAGAGAUAGUCGAGAUACUCGGCUCUGCUGUGGAGGAAGAUACCAGAUCAGCUGACAUGAAGCAGAUAAUGGCUAGGAUGUUGAGCAAGAGCCUGCAAGAGGGUGAUGCCAUCUUCACCAAAGUUUCUCGAGCGGUAUAUUUAGCCGCAAGAGGAGUCGUUCUUGGCGGAACUGGGAAACCAGGAGCAGAAUUAGCAGAAAUGGCACUGCAGAAAGUGGGGGCAUCCUUGCUCGUCGACGACAUCAUGCAAGCUGCGUCGGUGCUAGUGGUGGCAGCUAAGGUGUCUGUUAUUGUUCAUGGCCCUUGGUAUGCAAAUUUGACACAGGAGUGAACCCGCUGAGGGUUGUCUCUUGUGUGGUGUGUAUAUUAGUAUUGUAUCUCUUGAUGGUUUAGUUGAUUUGUACAGCUCAAGAAUGCCUCUAGGCCUAGGUUGGGGUGGGGGUGGGGUGGGUUAGUGCUAUUUGUUGAAAAAAUUAUGGACUAAAAUGUAUAUAUUUGGUGUAUAGUAUGUUGGGAUGAUCAUGAAUGAAUAACAAGUACUGUAUUUGGUGUA
Molecule: messenger RNA, 4064 nt
Organism: Salvia miltiorrhiza (redroot sage)
Lineage: Eukaryota; Viridiplantae; Streptophyta; Magnoliopsida; Lamiales; Lamiaceae
Exons: 11
Coding region: 354-3842 (1162 amino acids)
Biological process (GO): signal transduction
Source: RefSeq, a predicted model, not a curated record